AUGCAGAUUGCUUCUACAAACAUUUGUGAAAGAAUGGGUCGCUCUCAAGAGGUCAAUGAAUUCAAGUAUUGUACCGUGAUAGGUUGCCACCUGUGCAAUAAGUCCAUCUGUGAAAUUUCCUUGCUACUAAAUAUUCCACAAUCAACUGUUAGUGGUAUUAUAACAAAGUGGAAGCAACUGGAAACAACAGCAACUCAGUCACGAAGUGAGAGGUGUCAGCGCAUGCUGAAGCGCUCAGUGCGCAGAAGUCGCCAACUGUCUGCAGAGUCAAUAGCUAAAGACCUCUAAACUUCGUGUGGCCUUCGGAUUAGCACAACAGUGCAUCGGGAGCCUAAUGGAAUGGGUUUGCAUGGCCAA
Staurois parvus is the source of this 357-nucleotide messenger RNA. NCBI's taxonomy places the organism in Eukaryota, Metazoa, Chordata, Amphibia, Anura, Ranidae. The record is from the annotation of a GenBank genome assembly.